Molecule: messenger RNA, 1887 nt
Organism: Oreochromis niloticus (Nile tilapia)
Lineage: Eukaryota; Metazoa; Chordata; Actinopteri; Cichliformes; Cichlidae
Gene: cyp17a2
Product: cytochrome P450, family 17, subfamily A, polypeptide 2
Biological process (GO): hormone biosynthetic process; progesterone metabolic process
Molecular function (GO): heme binding; iron ion binding; steroid 17-alpha-monooxygenase activity
Source: RefSeq, marked provisional
ACUGCUCCAAGGUUUUUCUGUGUCUGAGAGGUUAAAGCCGGGACUCUCCAGCGUCUCCCUGCACUCUCCUCCACCUCACCGCAGACAUGCUCACCUGUCUCCUCUCGUUCCUGCCUCCUUCGCUCUCUCCCUCUGUCCUUAUCACCCUUUUUACCGUCGUAGUGGUCGUCCUGUUCUUGACCACAUGCCAGCUCGUUCCUGAAACUGAACCCUCGGCUCGGGGCUCCAUCCCCUGCCUGCCACGGCUCCCCUUCCUGGGCAGUCUCCCCUGGCUUGGAGGAGGCCUCCCACCUCAUCUCCUCUUCACGCAGAUGUCCCACAGGUACGGGCCUCUGUUUGGGCUCUACCUCGGUCCUCACUACACUGUGGUCAUAAACAGCCAUCAACAUGCCAGAGAGGUCCUGAUGCAGAAAGGCAAGGACUUUGCUGGACGACCGAGCAUGGUCACCACCAACCUGCUGACCAGAGGAGGCAAAGACAUCGCAUUUUCAGACUACACCCCUCUCUGGAAGUAUCACCGUCGCCUCGUCCACAACUCCUUUACUCUGUUUGGAGAAGGAACGACUCGACUGCAGGACAUCGUUCUGUCCGAGGUGGACAGUCUGUGUGUUGAGCUGUUGUCCAGCGAAAAGCAGGGGUUUGAUCCGUCCUCUGCAGUAACCAGAGCCGUCACGAACAUCAUAUGCACACUAGUGUUCAGUGCGACCUAUCGACACGGCGAUGCCGAGCUGCAGGAGGUGAUUCAAUACAACAAUGGGAUUGUGGAAACGAUUGCCAGGGGAGGACUGGUUGACAUCUACCCCUGGUUGAAGGUAUUCCCUAACAAGUCUCUCAGUAAACUGAAGAAGUGUAUCACUAUCAGAGACCAACUACUGACCCGCAAACUGCAGGAACACAAGUUAUCAAGAAGUGACGGAGACCCAUGUGACCUCCUAGAUGCCUUGUUAAAGGGCCAGACUAGUGGGCAGGGUCAAAAAUCUUCGGAGUCAAAAGACGAUGGGAUAACUGACGACCAUGUCCUGAUGACAGCGGCUGAGGCUUUUGGAGCUGGAGUGGAGACGACAUCCACCACACUACUAUGGAUUCUGGCCUACCUGUUGCAUCACCCUGAGGUCCAGGAGCGCGUGCAGAAGGAGCUGGAUGAGCAUGUUGGCAGUGAGCGGACUGUGACCAUAUCAGACCGUGGUCAGCUGCCGUAUCUGAACAGUGUCAUUAACGAGGGCAUGAGGAUCCGGCCAGUGAGUCCCGUGCUGAUCCCACACACCGCUAUGACCAACAGCAGCAUUGGAGGCCACGCUGUCAGUCAGGGGACACGUGUUUUGGUCAACAUGUGGUCGAUUCACCACGACCCCCAUCACUGGGACAAACCUGAUUUGUUCAAUCCAGAACGUUUUCUUGAUCACCAUGGUCAGCAGGUCACACCCUCCUCUUUCCUUCCAUUUGGGGCGGGACCUCGAGUCUGCGUUGGCAAAUCACUGGCUAGGCUGGAACUCUUCCUUUUCUUGUCCUCUCUGCUCCAGCGAAUGAGCUUCAGGGUGCCACGUGGCGCUCCUCUGCCCAACUUGCAGGGACGGUUGGGUGUAGUGUUGCAGCCAUUGCCUUUUAAAGUUGUUGUCAUUCCCAGGGCUGGAUGGGAGGAUGGAGGAAAAUGACAGAGUGGAGGCAGACAGUGAGGCUGGGUGAUGAGAAACAGAAACAUAAAUUGCUCAUUCCAUGUCAUUUCAUCAAAUGCCUCCUACUGCCCAAAAUCCAAGCAAAAAAAAAAAAAAAAAGGAGGAAAAAAAUUCAGGUGAAAGAUACACUUCUUAAUAGCAACUGAGAGAGGAAUAGCAGUUUGUCAGGUCUCUGCUGUCAUUAGUUUUCUCACAAAAAACAAAACAAAAACAA